This is a messenger RNA of Oenanthe melanoleuca, 3666 nucleotides long. RefSeq names its product BEN domain-containing protein 5-like. Gene Ontology annotation, biological process: proteolysis; negative regulation of DNA-templated transcription. The record is from RefSeq and is a predicted model, not a curated record. NCBI's taxonomy places the organism in Eukaryota, Metazoa, Chordata, Aves, Passeriformes, Muscicapidae. The coding region runs from base 15 to 1511 and encodes 498 amino acids. Gene Ontology annotation, molecular function: metallocarboxypeptidase activity; DNA binding; zinc ion binding. The transcript is spliced from 13 exons.
GGGGGGGUGGCGGGAUGACAACAAAUAUGGCGGAGAGGAGCAGGACGGCAGAGACGGGCAGUGCCAUCAGAAGUGAUGAUAUCAUAGCAGGGAACGUGAGCAAGUACAUUGUUCUCCCAGCUGGUUACUGUGGACAGCCUAAAAAAGGACAUCUUAUAUUUGAUGCCUGUUUUGAGAGUGGGAACCUUGGCCGGGUUGACCACGUCACAGAGUUUGAGUAUGACCUCUUCAUUAGGCCAGACACCUGCAACCCACGCUUCCGAGUCUGGUUCAACUUCACCGUGGAAAACGUGAAGGAAUCACAGAGAGUAAUUUUCAAUGUUGUCAACUUCAGCAAAACAAAAAGCCUCUACAGAGAUGGGAUGGCUCCCAUGGUGAAAUCCACAAGCCGACCAAAAUGGCAGAGAAUCCCCUCCAAAAACGUGUACUACUACCGCUGCCCAGACCACAGGAAGAACUAUGUCAUGUCCUUUGCUUUUUGCUUCGACAGAGAGGAGGACACCUACCAGUUUGCCUACUGCUACCCCUACACCUACACCCGCCUCCAGCACUACCUGGACAACCUGCAGAGGAGGAACAUGGACUGCUUCUGCAGGGAGCUGCUGGGGCUCAGCGUGCAGAAACGGCGGCUUGACCUGCUGACAAUAACCAGCCCCGCAAACCUACGUCCCGGGGCUGAACAGAAAGUGGUGUUCAUCACUGCAAGGGUCCAUCCUGGGGAAACACCCUCCUCCUUCGUCUGCCAGGGUAUAAUUGAUUUCCUCGUGAGCCAUCAUCCAAUUGCAAAAGUACUGAGAGACCACCUGGUCUUCAAGAUUGCUCCCAUGCUCAAUCCUGAUGGAGUUUACCUAGGAAAUUACAGGUGCUCGCUGAUGGGCUUUGAUCUGAACCGGCACUGGGCAAACCCCUCCCCGUGGGCUCACCCCACCCUGCACGGAGUGAAGGAGCUCAUCAUCGACAUGUACAACAACCCGAAGAUUAACCUGGAGUUCUAUAUUGACAUCCAUGCCCACUCCACCAUGAUGAAUGGCUUCAUGUAUGGGAACAUCUUUGAAGAUGAGGAAAGAUUUCAGCGACAGGCUGUUUUUCCCAAGCUGCUCUGUCAGAAUGCUGAAGACUUCUCUUAUUCCAGCACAUCGUUCAACAGGGAUGCUGUGAAGGCGGGGACGGGCCGGCGCUUCCUCGGCGGGCUCCUCAACCACACGUCCUACUGCUACACCCUGGAGGUCUCCUUCUACAGCUACCUCCUGGCUGGAGCUGCUGCUGCUGUGCCCUACACCGAGGAAGCCUAUAUGAAGCUUGGAAGAAAUGUUGCCAGGACAUUCUUGGAUUACUACAGGCUGAACUCCUUGGUGGAAGGACCACUAGCACCUACUCCUAAAACUCGGAAGGACAACGUGCCACCCUACAAAUGCCCUGCCCAGCGGGGCCCGGGGAACAGCCACGCUGCAGGAACACCCGACAGGAGGAGCCAGGCACAUGCCAAGGAGCCGUCUGUCUGCAAAGAAUGAGAGAGGAGAGGAGAGGAGAGGAGAGGAGAGGAGAGGAGAGGAGAGGAGAGGAGAGGAGAGGAGAGGAGAGGAGAGGAGAGGAGAGGAGAGGAGAGGAGAGGAGAGGAGAGGAGAGGAGAGGAGAGGAGAGGAGAGGAGAGGAGAGGAGAGGAGAGGAGAGGAGAGGAGAGGAGAGGAGAGGAGAGGAGAGCUGUAGGGCAAGGCGGAGGAACAUGUCGCAGUCAGGAAUCGAUGAUGUUUCUCUUUUUUUUUUUCCCCAGACAAAUAUUUCUAAGAUAACAAAUAGUCCAGGGAGCUAAGAAGGAGAGGGAAAUCAGCUAGAAAUUUUACUAUUGAUUCUUUUUUAUUUAUAGAUGGUGAAUCAAUUUCAGGGCUUUUUUUUUUUUUCCUAUCUGUGGGGGGAAAAGAAGAGUGAACUGAUAGAUUUGCAGAAAUCAUUUGCAGUGGCUGAAAAAGCUAUUUGUUAAAAUGAGAAAGCCUCUCCCUUCCUCCACCAGUCCCCCUCUCUCUCUUUAAAGGGGCAAUCCAUACAAUGAGCUAACGAGGGAGUCCUGGCUCCUGUACUGCACCAUGUGAUGUCUCCCCUUUUAGUGUCAGGCUCAGAAGCCUUUAUGCCUACUGCAUGUGCUAGUCCUGUUAGCUUGCAUUAAGAGAGCCUGAUAAAUAGCUUCUGGGAGCCAGGCAGGUGCUCCUCAGAGUGCAGUUUAUCACCCACUGCAUGGCUGGGUUUUUUGCUCUUCUGUCAGAUCAUUCAAGGAGAGGGGUCAUAUGAGAAAUGGGGCUGAAGGGCUGCAAGCAUGAAACUUGCUGCAAGACCUGUCCAACAGGCAGGGACAGUGGUCCUCCAUCAAAAACUCUUUGGGGUCUAGAAAGACCAGACUUGGUGUGUGACUGAGGCACUGUGAGAGAGGAGUGGUGCUGAAAGGGGUGAACAAAGAGUUGUGUAAGAAACCCCAAGUAAAACCUCAGCACCUCCCCAUUACAUGGACAGCAUGUGAAAUCUCUGCUCAAAGCCACUGUCACUAGGCAGUCUUGUCUGCUGACCUUGAUUCUCACACUGGGGACAAAAAGAGAGUGACCCAGCAUGGAGUCUGCAUGUGUCCCAGGGGAUGGAAAGGGAGAAUGUGCUUAGAAGUGCUCCUUAACCCAUCAGAAGCCUUGGGAAGCAGCUUCUCUUCAGUCUCCUGCCAGCAGAUGGGCUGGAAUGGUGGCUUGAGAGAGAGAAGGUGCCAAGACCCAGUAAGAAAGAGGGGAAAAGGAUGAGUGAAACACGACUGAAUGAGCUCCUUUUGGUGUGGGGUGGCCCUGAAGAAGUACUAACCCCAGACACUGCUCUCUAGUAAAGGAAAUGUGUUGGCUGUCCCUCUCCUCUUUCCCAGGACAGGAACGCCACGAUCUAGGAACAGAGUCAAGCUGAGCUGGGUCCCACAUUCCAGUGGACCUUGUGGGAGCCACUGGCACAUGGCUUUCAUCCAGUUUGUAUUACUGCAGCCAGAAAGAGUGAGCAGGUAUGAGUGAGGACAAAAGUUUGGCUCUGCAUGCCUCUGAAGAAGGACAAGGCACUCAGAAUCUGCCAAAACUUGAGCUGAAUGCACCUGUGCAUUAGUCACCAAUUAGCUGGGCUUUCCUUAGUUGCUUUCUGACAAGCAAGAAGGGGGUAUCCCACUGGAAGGAAAAUUAUUUAAAACACCAAGGAAACCUGUUACCAUCAAUAUUUCAAGGUGAGAGGGUUAAACUGUGUACAUUUUUGGGGUGAAUCAAAUGCCUUCAUAUGAUGAAUUCCAAGGCAUCCAAAAGGCACAGUGCUGGCUCUCUGUCUCCAAAAGCAGAGUAAUGAAUAGCAGUGACAGUGUGAUAAUUAAAAUGACCUCUUGGAGAUAUGGAUUACAAGGUACGUAGAGGGGGGAUAAGUUCUCCUUUGAAUUAAUCUAGUGCUAAUUUAUGACUAUCAUUGAGUUUUAUAGGGUUUUAGUGGAAGACUUUCAAAGUUGGUUUACUGUAGUAAAAAUGUUCUUUCCUAUGUUCAUUGCAAAAACACUUGCAGAAUUCUUUGUUAUUUAUUUUUGGAUGUUUCUAUAUAUAUAUAUAUAAUGAGAGAGAUUCAAUGUUUGCUUAGCUGCUAAAAAGCCUACUCUAGAAAUAUGAAUAAAGUGAU